Ogataea angusta is the source of this 1035-nucleotide messenger RNA. RefSeq lists its product as uncharacterized. The coding region runs from base 1 to 1035 and encodes 344 amino acids. The record is from RefSeq and is a predicted model, not a curated record. Lineage: Eukaryota; Fungi; Ascomycota; Pichiomycetes; Pichiales; Pichiaceae. The transcript has a single exon.
AUGGCUCACAACAUUAUCACUCAGGUCCAGCAGCAUGAGGAAGCACCGGUUUCGCAAGUCACAGCAGAUAUAGAUGACUACAAUACCGAAAUCAAAAUGAAUCUUCGAGGGCAAUUGUUUAGCAUCACAAGAGAUGAUCUAAUGGCUUUGCCUGAAAGUAUCUUGCUAUGUUUGUUCCCGAAUGGAGUUUUUGUUGAUAUGAAUGGAAACAUAAUCACCAACCUAACGGAAGACGACAUUGUGUUUGUCAACUUUUCUCCAGAUUGCUUUCAAUACAUUUGUCAAGUUUUUGAUACCGCUGUGCAUGAUUUACAACUUAGCGAACAAGCAGGCCAGCAUCAGCAGAUUUACGAUAUCAACGAUCCAAACAUUCUUAAUGACAAACCUUCGAUAAUUGUCUUGCGUGAAGAUUUGGAUUAUUACUGCAUUCCUCCCGUCGCUGGCCUCGAUGCGGACGCCAUGAAAAAGAUAAAGUUCUUUGUCGGAGAAGAAUUGGUGAAAAACACUAAAAUUUUCGAUGGGCUAGGGUAUGAGCCAGGUAAGCAAUUGAAGCCUGCUGAGCAACACUUAUUGGACAUGCUUUGCUCCUCGGGUUUCAAAAUUGACGGCGAAUGGGGCCAUCGUUCUCUUGAGCCUGGUAAAACAGUUGUUUUCUCGCUGGCGCUGGUUCGCUUAGCUACGGAAAGCUCAGAGGCUCCCUCUGUGGAAGGGUCACCAUCUUUAAAGCCAAUAUCUUCUGUCAGCUCACUAACAAGUCAACCUGAAAAACGAAAGUCCCGAUUAAGUACUCUUGCUCAUGCUGUUUCCAGAUCGGGAUCUCGUGGCAGGAAAGAGAAAAACCCAACGGCUACAAAGUUACUUCUGUUCUGGAGGAAACCAGCAAGGAAAUGUUGGUGGUCUGAUUCAGUGCUGGAUAUUGAUAUUUCCAGCCUGCGAAUCAAAAAUGCGAAUGGCCAAGCUUUGGGCCAUUCAACGAUCAAGAUCCAUAUACGAAGGGUGUGGACUUUGGAGCUUUCCGUGGUCGGUAUUCAGUAG